Messenger RNA from Cyphellophora attinorum, 1470 nucleotides. RefSeq lists its product as uncharacterized. Lineage: Eukaryota; Fungi; Ascomycota; Eurotiomycetes; Chaetothyriales; Cyphellophoraceae. The record is from RefSeq and is a predicted model, not a curated record. The coding region runs from base 1 to 1470 and encodes 489 amino acids. The transcript has a single exon.
AUGAACCAACCACAGGGAAGCGGCUACGCCGGCUCCUCGAACAAUCCACAGCAGUGGCCCAUACAGCCGCUGAACGCGCAGCAGGCUCAAAUUCCGGCACUCGGUGUUGCGCCACAACAGAUGCCACACCCAAAUCUUCAGCAGUGGCAGACUCCGUCGUCGUAUUCGCAGCCACCUCCAACGAUGGGAGGUGGUCUCGCGUCUGAGCAGAUGCCUCACCCAUAUCCGCAACAGUUGCAGACUCAGUAUCCGCCGUAUUUGCAGCCACUUCCAACGAUGGGAGGUGCUUUCGCGUCUCAACAGGUGCCUCAGUCACAAUUUCCCCAACAACUACAACCGCAGUGGCAGACUCAACCGCCGCCCUACCCUCAGCCACCUCCAGCCAUGGGAGGAGGUGGUUUCGUGGCUCCGCAAAUCCAACAGCCACCACAACCACCGCAGUGCCAGACUCAACCUCAAAUUCCGUGGCAACCAUAUUUGUCACAAGAGACACAAGUCGAGCAGAGUAUCUAUCCCACUACUCAGCCCGCCACUGGCGCGUCUCUUGAGCUCACGUAUACACAGACUAACAUCAGCAGACUAGCUGCUGGUCACCGUAAUCCGAGCAUGAACCAGCCACCUUCAUAUUCAGCUUACGGUCCACAGGUACAGCACCCCCAGCAUCAGUAUCCAACUCAACAGCAGUACGCGCAACAACAUGCGCCUGCAGCCCAGCAGCCUUACUCUGCUCCAACGAUGCCGCAUCAGCCACGAACUCAGCAGCAGUUACCCACUGCUCCGCCACCCCAGCUGCUGCCUGCGCCUCAGCCGACUCAGCAGCCAACACAGCCGCCGCAAUCUCAGGAGGUACAUCCGGUGCAAACACAAGCAUCUGAUGAGCUCCCCUCUCCUACACCCCAGAACGACUCGCCGGCUCUGACGGUGCAGACACAACCCUUCCAGGUCAUGUUGUCCGCAGAUGAAUCUGGUACCAUGAGUCCAAAUAUACCCUUACCAGAGCCAUGUUUUGAAGAAAUCCAGGAACCUUCUAGCCGCACUUGGUCGAGCGUUGUCGAGCGUGGUCAAGCCAUGCACAAUCGGCAGCGCGAGUGCCGUGAACAAGCUCGUCCGUCACCUGCUCCACCACGACAGCUCUCACCUCCACCAGCGCCUGCACGCCGGCAGGAUGAUGUUCUGGACGCACAGCGCGGACGGCGCGUUGUCGUCAACGGGCGAGGAGCCGUUCAGAGCACCAAUAUAGCUGCUGCUCGACCAACAGCAGUCUCAGCGAGACCUGAGCGUUUGCUCAGCGAGCUGGACGCAUCAAUGUCAGCGCUGACUCUAGAGCGCGAUUCCAGAUCCUUCGUUCAGGUUCCGAUCAAUAACGCACGACCGCGUGGCAAGGGCAAUGGUAAGACGAAGAACGGUAGGAAUCGUCUCCAGCCCUUCGUGCCGGAUCGACCACCAGAUCCGCCACCAGGUCUGUCUUGA